Messenger RNA from Caretta caretta (loggerhead turtle), 471 nucleotides. RefSeq names its product ciliary microtubule inner protein 3 (gene CIMIP3). NCBI's taxonomy places the organism in Eukaryota, Metazoa, Chordata, Testudines, Cheloniidae. The record is from RefSeq and is a predicted model, not a curated record.
AUGGCCCCUGUCCCCACCAAAGUAUAUUCCCUGUGGAGCCCGGGGGGCGAGGGGGGCGCGGGGAGAGACGCCUCCGCCUCGUGCCCUGGCCCCCCAGCCCGGCUCUCCCGUUUGGGGGCAGGGAGGCCAGGAGCCCGCGGGGAGACCUGCCCGCAGCUGACGCCUCGGCCGAGUCACAAUGGCCCGGCCCGGCCGCCCGAGCAGCGGGCCCCGGUCACCAGGCCCCCAGCGGCCGCGGCGGCACCGGGCUCGGCGGGCAGCCCCCGUGCGGAGCGGCCGGGCGGCGGGAUGACGCAGCCGGGGAUCCCCGCCGGGGGGGGUUCCCUCGCAGGUCAGUGGGGCUCUGAAACCUGGAGCUCCCAUCAAUGCCUGCAAGAGAUCAAAGGGAAGAGAAACAGCCAAAGUGUUACAGGAUUUUCCUUGUCCCCUGCGCACAUCCAAGGAUCAGUCCUCUCCAAUAGGCUAUUGUAA